AUGGAGUCAACUUACCAAAGCCUCGUUCAGCGUAUCCUCACUAAAUGGGAUGACAAGAAACGCUCCUCGUCUGACACACCGGACGCACAUCCCCGUCUUAUCAUCGCGCUAGCGGGGCCCCCUGGCUCCGGCAAGACGACCAUCGCCCAGCGAGUUGUAUCCGCCAUCAACACCUCCUCUGCCCCGCACCCCAAAACCAUCGUCGUAUCUGCCGACGGAUUUCACUUACCCCUGGCCAUCCUUCGUGCGCUUCCCAACGCGGCGGAGGCUAUAGCCCGGCGCGGCGCACCCUGGACCUUUGACGGCAAGGCGGCUGUCGACCUAAUCCUCCAGCUGCGGGCGUCUGCGGGGCAGAGACCUGUUGUGGCCCCGACGUUCGACCACAAAGUCAAGGAUCCUGUCAUGGAUGGUUUCAUUGUCGAGGCGGACGUCGAGGUUUGUAUUAUCGAAGGACUCUACUUGCUUAUAGACGAGGAUCCUUGGGGUCAGAUUGCUUCAGUAGUGGAUGAUCGAUGGCUUGUCACAGUCGAGCCAGCAUUAGCUCGGACAAGGGUUGCGAAAAGACACAUCGCAGCUGGAAUUGAGGACAAUAUGGAAGACGCUUUGUACAGGACGGAGAGCAAUGACAUGGUGAAUGGGGCUUUCAUUGCUGAGCAUAGCGAGGGCAGAAAGUCCAUUCGGGCUCCCAACCCGCCUGUUCAGGAUAGCGUCUUCAAGCAAUUCCGUCUUGAUGGACGCACUGUCAUAAUCACAGGUGGAGCAGGCGGCAUAGGGUCAGAGAUCGCCAGGGGUCUUGCCGAAGCUGGUGCCAAUAUCGCUAUCUGGUACCAUACGUCUUCUAAAGCGGCUGCUGCAAUCACUGAGGGCAUUACCAAAGACUUCGGCGUGAAGUCGAAGGCUUACCAGGUUGAUGUUCGUGAUUACAAAGACGUCGAAGCCGCUGUUGCCGAGGCGGUUAAGGACUUUAGCCGUCUGGAUGUAAUGAUCGCCAACGCCGGCGUGCCUUCUAAGGCGGGUGGUCUGGACGACAAGGUUGAAGACUGGGAUCGUGUCCGUGCGGUUGACUUUGACGGCGCGUACUACUGCAUGAGGGCUGCUGGUCUUGUCUUCCGGGAACAAAAGAAUGGUGUCGGCAUUAUCACAGCGUCAAUGAGUGGGCACGCAGCGAAUGUGCCACAGGAGCAAAGUUGCUACAACGCCUGCAAGGCUGGUACCAUACAUCUGGCCAAGUCUCUGGCCGUUGAGUGGGCUAAGUGGGGAGGACGCAUCAACUCUGUCUCCCCCGGGUACAUCGACACGGCCAUCUCGGGUGACUGCCCAUUCGAGAUGAAGGAGGAGUGGUUCAGCUUGACGCCACUGCGCAGGGAUGCUGAUCCGAGGGAGUUAAAGGGAAUAUACCUCUACUUGGCUAGCGAUGCCAGUUCCUAUACAACAGGAGCCGAUUUUGUUAUUGACGGUGGUUACACUGCGCGAUAG
Molecule: messenger RNA, 1476 nt
Organism: Colletotrichum truncatum
Lineage: Eukaryota; Fungi; Ascomycota; Sordariomycetes; Glomerellales; Glomerellaceae
Product: l-xylulose reductase
Cellular component (GO): intracellular anatomical structure
Molecular function (GO): oxidoreductase activity, acting on NAD(P)H, oxygen as acceptor
Source: RefSeq, a predicted model, not a curated record